AGGAAGGGGUCGUAACACAAGUGGGGGCUCGUCCGGGAUAUUUUUCCCUGAGCUGUAGACAAUCACAUUAAUAGAUAAGUAGUUGUAACUGUGUGUAAAAAUGAGUUUUGACCUGCAUGAUUUUGUUAGUGCACCUAGUUAUGAGAAGGUUGAAUUUUGUUGUAAGGAUGACUUGUUGUGUAUUGCUGCACAUUUUAACAUUCCUGUGAAGAAGCAGGAUGUUAAAAUAAACAUUAAAAAUACAGUCUUGCAGAAAUUAGUUGAACUAAAAAUCCUUGGGGACCCAAGUAAGACUGGUCCGGAUGUUUUUGAUGAUUGUGCUCCUUCUGUUGAAUUAGGUGUCCCACCUGUGGAAGGGGAAGUAACUACUGCCAUGGUGACUCCUCCAAAAGUGACGGUGGAACCUCAGGUGCCUCCUGCGACACUACCUYGUUUUGACCCUGUGUCCCCAAACCUCAGUGGAUCCAGUGGUAAUGCCAGACUUAAGGUUCGUCUUGCUCGCCUUCAAUUAGAAGCCCAGGAAAGGGAUAGAGUGCGUAAAGCAGAGUUUGAUCUCAAACUCCAGAUUYGCCAGUUGGAGAUUGAAGCUGAGAAGCAGAUAAAAUUAAAACAGCUUGAAGUGGAUGCUUUGAGGCUUUCAAAAAUCCAGACUGUUCCAAGCUCAUCUGUGUACUCUGGUUCUAUGCAUGUGUCACCAGAUAAAAACAGAUUCGAUGUGAGUAAAAAUAUUGCUUUAGUCCCAACAUUUCGAGAGACCGAAGUUGAUUCCUAUUUUAAUGCCUUUGAAAGGAUUGCUACAGCACUAGAUUGGCCUAAAGACGUGUGCUGUGCUUCUGCAAUGUAAGCUGAUGGGUAAGGCUCAAGAAGUUGUUUCAUCUCUUUCUAUUGAAGACAGCAUGAAGUAUCAUGUGUUGAAAGAGUCUAUAUUGCAUGCUUAUGAACUUGUGCCAGAAGCCUACAGGCAAAAGUUUAGGAAUCACAAGAGGUCCAGUGGUCAAACACAUGUAGAGUUUGCAUGAGAAAAAGGAGUAGUCUUUGACAAAUGGUGUGCUGCUAAUGAAGUUAAAGGAGACUUUGAAUCUCUCCGCCAAUUAAUCUUGUUAGAAGAUUUUAAAAAUACAUUGCCAGAGAAAAUUGUGGUUUUCUUAAAUGAGCAAAAGGUUGACUCAUUGUCAAAAGCAGCYAUCUUAGCUGAUGAGUUCAUACUGACACAUAAAAAUGUGUUUGUGUCUUCUCCUCGUUCAGAUAAGAUUCUGAUCAAUCGUCCAACAAAACCUGAAGUUGUUCAGCCUGAGACCAGACGGAAGCCAUUUCCUUCACGUGAGGCACAGGAGUGCUUCUAUUGUCACAGAAAAGGUCAUGUCAUUGCUGAUUGCUUGACACUGAAAAGAAAACAUGUGUCACCACAAACAAAGGAGAUGGGUUUGCUCAAAAAUGUGCCACUUUCCAGCAACCUUGUGUCUGAAAAUAAAGGGAAUGAACCAGAUCCCUGUUUCAAACCAUUUGUUAUGCAUGGUUUUGUUUCUUUAACUGGGGAUACAAAAGAUGACCAGCCAGUUAAAAUAC
This is a messenger RNA of Austrofundulus limnaeus, 1566 nucleotides long. RefSeq lists its product as uncharacterized. The record is from RefSeq and is a predicted model, not a curated record. Gene Ontology annotation, biological process: proteolysis. Lineage: Eukaryota; Metazoa; Chordata; Actinopteri; Cyprinodontiformes; Rivulidae. Gene Ontology annotation, molecular function: aspartic-type endopeptidase activity.